Molecule: messenger RNA, 519 nt
Organism: Venustampulla echinocandica
Lineage: Eukaryota; Fungi; Ascomycota; Leotiomycetes; Helotiales; Pleuroascaceae
Product: putative signal peptidase (Endopeptidase SP18)
Exons: 2
Coding region: 1-519 (172 amino acids)
Cellular component (GO): signal peptidase complex; membrane
Molecular function (GO): serine-type endopeptidase activity
Source: RefSeq, a predicted model, not a curated record
AUGCUGUCCGCUUUACAAAACCCACGGCACGCUGCCACCCAGCUGCUUAACUUUGGCCUGAUCCUAUCUACAGCCUUUAUGAUGUGGAAAGGAUUAUCAGUUAUCGCCGAUUCGCCAUCUCCGAUUGUUGUGGUGCUCUCUGGUAGCAUGGAACCAGCAUUUCUUCGAGGAGAUUUGCUCUUUUUAUGGAACCGGAAUAUAUUCGAGGAGACAAAGGUUGGGGAAAUUGUAGUGUAUAAUGUCAAGGGCAGGGAUAUUCCAAUUGUGCAUAGGGUGGUGCGGAAGUUCGGCGUUGGCGAGGAGGCUAAGCUACUGACGAAGGGAGAUGCGAAUGUCGCUGAUGACACCGAGCUCUUUGCUCGAGGGCAGGACUACCUUCAGAGGGAGGACAUCAUCGGAAGUGUAGUUGGGUUCAUACCUUUCGUGGGAUACGUGACGAUUCUACUGAGCGAACAUCCAUGGCUGAAGACUGUGAUGCUGGGUAUAAUGGGAUUGGUGGUGGUUUUACAACGAGAAUAG